Phyllotreta striolata is the source of this 216-nucleotide messenger RNA. The record is from the annotation of a GenBank genome assembly. NCBI's taxonomy places the organism in Eukaryota, Metazoa, Arthropoda, Insecta, Coleoptera, Chrysomelidae.
AUGACUGGUACCGAUCCUGGGUCCAUCACGCUGGUACCUGGUUCGGUCUGGCCUCGCUGGAAGGAGCGUGAAUGCCGUCUUCUUCGUAUUUUGGAAAUCCAAAAGGAAUUUGUCUUGUAUACUAAGUAUAAGAGGAACGUCAAGAAUAAGGAGCAGAUCAUUAUGAAUUCUAUGCCACCCCGUUUCUAUUGUGGAAUAGAAGUUUCAGAUGACUGA